CGCGCAGUAGAAGAGAAGAAUCCCGGCGGCCCCAAAACCUUUAUUUUUUUCUCGUCUCUUUAUAUGUUGGUCGGAUCGUUUUCAGUGAUUAUGUUGUUUGCUGUGUCGUAUUCUUAUUUUGGUGUCUCAUUUUCGAUGUUCUUAUAGCUUUGCUUUCUUGCUUAUAACUUACAAGACACGUUAAUUCAGGAUAUCUAACUACUGCUAGAACUGUCUCUUUAAUUCCCUCUAAACCUUACACUUCACUGCCUUACUUGCCCAACGAUCAUAGAUCCUUUUAUCGCCUCAUAGUCCGAGACAGCUUGUGCUUUAUUUUCUCGUGGGAUUUGGUCUAGUUCUUGUACUGUUCCAUAUACACGAAAGAGAACAAAAAAGAAGGCCGGGAUUAAUUUCUAAUGGGAGGGCCGGAGGGUGUGAUAGUGUUGAGAGAGUUCGACCGUAACAAGGACCUUUGGGGAGUGGAGGAUGUGGAGAGGAGGUGCGAGGUCGGACCCAGCGGCAAGCUCUCCCUCUUCACCGACCUCCUUGGUGAUCCUAUUUGCCGGGUCCGCAACUCUCCUGCUUUCCUCAUGCUGGUGGCGGAGAUGGGCGAAGAGAAAGAGAUAGUUGGCAUGAUCAGGGGCUGCAUCAAGACCGCAACUUGCGGCAAGAAACUCUGCAGAAAUGCCAAAACUAACGCCAACAAGAAUGAACACAUCAAACAUGUUCCUGUUUACACCAAGCUCGCCUACAUCUUAGGCCUCCGCGUCUCCCCUUCUCACCGGAGGAUGGGAAUCGGUUUAAUGCUGGUGCGUCGAAUGGAGGAGUGGUUUAGAGAGAAUGGCGCCGAGUAUUCGUACAUGGCAACCGACAACGACAAUCUCGCUUCCGUUACGCUCUUCACCCAGAAAUGCGGUUACUCCAAGUUCCGUACGCCUUCCAUCCUUGUCAAUCCCGUCUUCGCUCACCGAGUCCCGAUCUCCAACCGAGUCUCCGUCAUUCGGCUCGAUCCCUCGGACGCAGAAAUCCUCUACCGCCGGCGAUUCUCAACCACCGAGUUUUUCCCCCGAGACAUUGACUCCGUUCUCAACAACAAACUCAGUCUGGGGACCUUUCUUGCUGUGCCUCGUGGGACGUUUACGGCGGAGUCAUUCCCCGGGUCGGAUCGGUUCCUUUCAGACCCACCUGAGUCCUGGGCGGUACUGAGUGUAUGGAACUGUAAGGAGGUGUUCGCGCUGGAGGUCCGGGGGGCGUCGUACGUGAGGCGCACUCUCGCAAAAACAACCCGGAUCGUGGACCGGGCCUUUCCGUGGCUGCACGUACCUUCGGUGCCGGAAUUGUUUAAGCCAUUCGGGCUGCAUUUCAUGUACGGAAUGGGAGGGGAAGGCCCAGGCGCGGUGAAGUUGGUGAAGGCGUUGUGUGGUUAUGCGCACAACCUGGCGAAGGAUUGUGGGUGUGGGGUAGUGGCGACGGAGGUGUCAAGUCGGGAACCGCUGAGGUUAGGAAUUCCUCACUGGAAGAAAUUAUCGUGCGCUGAGGACUUGUGGGGCGUGAAGAGGCUGGGGGAAGCCGAAGGCUAUAAUGACGGCUCUGUCGGUGACUGGACCAAAUCAAAACCUGGAUUGUCCAUUUUUGUGGACCCAAGAGAGUUCUAAAAUCUAAAAAUCAAAUUAGCCAAUCAUGAGGAAAUAUGAAUAAAGAAGAAAUGGAUAUUUUUUCUUUUUUUUUUUUAGUAAAACAAAAGAAAAUAUCAAACCCGCCCAUAUAUAUACCAUAGGCUUUUUGUUGUAAUUGGAUGUGGCUUUUUUACAUCUUGUUGAAGCAGAA
Juglans regia (Persian walnut) is the source of this 1806-nucleotide messenger RNA. RefSeq names its product probable N-acetyltransferase HLS1. Gene Ontology annotation, molecular function: acyltransferase activity, transferring groups other than amino-acyl groups. The record is from RefSeq and is a predicted model, not a curated record. The transcript has 3 exons. Lineage: Eukaryota; Viridiplantae; Streptophyta; Magnoliopsida; Fagales; Juglandaceae. The coding region runs from base 396 to 1634 and encodes 412 amino acids.